This is a messenger RNA of Eruca vesicaria subsp. sativa (arugula), 1191 nucleotides long. The record is from the annotation of a GenBank genome assembly. NCBI's taxonomy places the organism in Eukaryota, Viridiplantae, Streptophyta, Magnoliopsida, Brassicales, Brassicaceae.
AUGGGGAGAGCAGCGAGAUGGUUUAAGGGCAUUUUCGGUAUGAAAAAGAGCAAAGAGAAAGAGAACCGUGUUUCCGGCGACGGAGGAGGAGAGGCCGGUGGGUCCUUCAUUCACCGGAAACUACUCCAAGAGGAUUCUGUCUGGCUCAGGACCCACUUGGCAGAAACAGACAAAGAACAGAACAUACACGCCAUUGCGGUUGCUGCGGCCACUGCUGCUGCCGCAGACGCAGCGGUUGCAGCGGCUCAAGCUGCCGCCACGGUGGUCAGGCUAACAACUAACGGAAGAGCUGGAGGAUAUUCCGAGACCACAAUGGAACGGUGGGCCGCCGUUAAAAUUCAAACAAUCUUCAAGGGCUAUUUGGCGAGAAAAGCUUUAAGAGCGUUGAAAGGUUUAGUGAAGCUGCAAGCUUUGGUGAGGGGAUUUUUAGUUCGCAAACGCGCAGCCGAAACGCUUCAUAGCAUGCAAGCUCUCAUCAGAGCACAAACUAGCGUUCGAUCUCAACGCAUCAACCGCAACAACAUGUUACAUCGUCGACAUACUCUUGAGAAACCCGAUGAUUCAAGAAGCGAUAUCCAUAGCAAGAGAACAUCAAUCUCUGUUGGGAAACAUAACAACAAUAACAACACCUAUGAUGAGACCAGUCCCAAGAUUGUUGAGAUAGACACUUACAAGACGAAGUCAAGAUCAAGGAGAAUGAACGUUGAUGUAUCCGAACAUGGAGAUGAUUUUGAGUGGAGUUUUCAAGGAGAUAAAUCUAAGUUUCCUACGGCUCAAAACACGCCGAGAUUCUCUUCACCGGCGGCGAAUAAUCAUCACUACUAUUACACACCGCCUUCGCCAGCAAAGAGCGUUUGUAGAGACGCUGGUUUUAGACCAAGUAAUCCUGGUUUGAUGUCACCGAGUUAUAUGGCUAAUACGCAGUCGUAUAAGGCUAAGUUGCGUUCACAUAGUGCGCCGAGACAGCGUCCUGAUAGAAAGAAGUUUUCGCUUGAUGACAUUAUGGCGGCUAGAAGUAGCGUUAGCGGGGUGAGGAUGGUCCAAUCGCAACAAGAAAAACGCUCUUCUUAUGAUCGUCAGUUUCCUCAAGUCCCGCCGGAUUUAAGAUACUAUAAUUAGAAAGAAACGUCAUUUUCGUCCUUAAAUUUUCUUUAAAGAAGAGAUCGUCAUAGUCUUCGACUUUUCUUUAUU